AUGGCGCCCUCUCUGCAUGCUCACUCGUCCUUCACGCGCCCUCGCACCGGGGAUCGCGAGGGCCGUCCCACCACCCGGGACCAGGGCGACAACAACCUCAUCAUCCCCAGCCGUACCUCUUCUCUUCACUCUCGCAUCACCCAGCCGAUUCCUUCCACCCUCAACGUCAAGACCCAGCAGCGCACCCCCAAGACACUGACCCAUGCCUACAUGGUCUGCGGUGUCGGCCGAGAGCCCUCGCAAUGGGUCAAGGCACCUGCGCCCGCCCAGGGCAAAAUCGGCCACAUGAAGGGUGCCGUCGGCCAAUUCUGGCUCCCUGAGAUUCUCGGCAGCAGCCCCAGGCUGGAGCAGGACAACGAGAUUGCCAGGGCCCUGCACGCUGCUAUGCGGGCGUGCUUCCCUCACGAUGUUGAGAUUUGCACUGGCCGCAGCCAGCCGCACUGCGUCCAUCACGCGUUCGUUCUGCAGCAGGACUCGUCCCACACCCUCUACGGCAUCAGUCUCCGCGUGUGGUCCCGCGCCGACGAGAAGAGGGCCGAGACGAUUCGUGACCUGCGGAAGAGGACCGAGUCCGACUUCUACGACAACCCCGACGAGACGUACUGGAUCCCCUACUGCCUGUCCUUCCUCUCCCGCUACCCGCUGUACAAUCUGUUGGGCGACUAUCUUCGGGGCAUGUGGAUUCACUGGAACAAGGCCACCAACCUGUUCCACGCCGAGGAGGUCUCCCGCAUUCUCAGCUUCCCCGCCCCAAGGCUUAACGACCUCGUCCGCAUCGACAUGAAGGACUACGCCCUGUGCUACCAGUUCCCCUCGUCUCCCACCGGCUUCCAGAACUUCGCCAUGUGGCCCCUGUUCUGCUGUCUCUCGAUUCCCAACAUUGUUGGCGUCAUUGAGGCCGCCAUCUCCCCCACCCGCCGCAUCAUCUUUGUGAGCCACUACCCGGCCAUGCUGACCAUGGCCGCCGAGACGGUCCGCUACUGCGUCCGUGUCUACGAGUGGAGCGGUCUCUAUGUCCCCGUCGUUCACGCCCGUCACGCCAAGGAGCUCGUUCAGGAACCGGGCCCCUACAUCCUGGGCAUCACUGCCGAGUGCAGGUCGCUUUUCACGGCGCCCACGGACGCUCUGGUCGUCGACCUCGACCGCAACUUUGUUCUCACCUCGAGCCCGCCUACCGCGCUGAGCCCCGGUCAGCGCAACAAAUUCGUCACCCGCCUGACCCAGUCCCUCAAUGGCGAUGUCACCCCGUCUGGUGUGCCCCAGCACCUCCGCUCCGCCUACGGUGGAGGCAAGCUCAUCCCCGCCGGCCAGAUCAUCGUCAUGCGCGGUGAGGUCGAGUCCAUCCAGGACCCCGAGUGGUGGAGCCAGGAUGCUGUCAUGUCCGUCAUGGACCACGUCUGUGAAAAGAUGGGCCGCAACACCGGCCUCAAGGCCGUGUUUGGUGGCGCUGUGAAGAAGCCGCUGAUGACCAAGGUUUCGAUGAGGCACCUCAACGAGAUUGUCCGCGAGAGGAACCAAUACUCGCGCGACGCUCUCGAGGCGUGGCAGGACUUCAUCAACCUCAAGGGCCGCAUGGACACGGAGCUCAGCAAGGUCACCAAGCGCAACAACUACCUCGUCGAAGAACUGGAGAGCUGGAAGCAGCAGUUCCUCAAGUUCCAGGCCUUUGCUGAACAGCUCACAAAGGAGACGCAAGAUCUCAAGACCAAGAUUGAGAACCACAAGAGGGAGAACCGCAGGCUCGGCGGUCUCAUCGAUCAGCAGAAGGACGAUAAUGCUCGCCUCUCUGUUCGUCUCGCCGGCACGGAGAAGCAGCGUGACGAUGCUCUCGAGGCCCUGGUCCUCCAGCAGGAGAUUGCCGAGGAGCUCGAGCGCGAGCGCAAGCGCAACAAGAAGGAGCUUUCCGCGCUCCAGCACACCAACAUGACAAUCCUGCGACAGCGUGACGAGGCUCGCAGGGUGGUCCUUCACCUCCGCAGUCUCAUUGGCGGCCAGAGCCACCACAUGGAGCACCUCGUCCGCUCGCUGACGAAGCCCGAGGAGAUCAGCUCGGAGCUCGAGGACGGUUUCGAGAACGACGAGGAUGUCGAGCUCCAGCAGGGCGAGGUACCCAGCGACCGCCUUUCGCCUGAAGCGGAAAACAACCUGAGGAGUGCUGCCCGCGCCAACAAGAGAAUGUCUUCGUCCAGCUUCAUCGACGUGGCUGAUCGUCACCUGAAGGACAAGACGGAUGCCAUCGCGCACAUCAUCCGCAACAUUGCAGAGCAGUGCCAAGCUGCCGUCGAGGGUCUGUCUCUGGCGCAAGAUGCCGAGCUCGACGAGCGUGCCCGCCUCGCCGCCGCCCACCGCAGGCACAGCAACCUGUCGGUGGCGGCCAGCGAUGACGGCCACGACAGCCACUCCAACGCCACAGCGUCGGAGCUCGGUGACGACAGCCUCCUGCAGCCUGCCUCGGGUCGCACGUCGAGCAUCCCGCCAACGCCCGAUCUGGUGCCGAACCGCAGCAGCACGGCCAUGUCGUUCGCCUCGACGGCGACGACGCCCGAGCGGUCGAGCCAGCAGUAUAUGAUCCACCAAGACAUCCCCACAAAGAUUGUCGAGGACGACGGCGAGGACCUCGAGGAGGGCCGCAGCGAGUCGGACACGGCGCCUCAGGAGCACGGCCUCGUCGGCAAGCACGCCAGCAGCCUCAUCCACAGGCCAUCUGGGGCUCGCAUCAGCGCCCUGGGGGGCUCGCGCUAA
Molecule: messenger RNA, 2742 nt
Organism: Verticillium nonalfalfae
Lineage: Eukaryota; Fungi; Ascomycota; Sordariomycetes; Glomerellales; Plectosphaerellaceae
Exons: 2
Coding region: 1-2742 (913 amino acids)
Biological process (GO): regulation of Rab protein signal transduction
Cellular component (GO): cytoplasmic vesicle
Source: RefSeq, a predicted model, not a curated record